Neomonachus schauinslandi (Hawaiian monk seal) is the source of this 1550-nucleotide messenger RNA. It is a transcript of the gene MED19, whose product is annotated as mediator complex subunit 19. Gene Ontology annotation, molecular function: transcription coregulator activity; transcription factor binding. Gene Ontology annotation, biological process: positive regulation of transcription by RNA polymerase II. The transcript is spliced from 5 exons. Lineage: Eukaryota; Metazoa; Chordata; Mammalia; Carnivora; Phocidae. Bases 21 to 755 code for a protein of 244 amino acids. The record is from RefSeq and is a predicted model, not a curated record. Gene Ontology annotation, cellular component: mediator complex.
GCGCCGGGGCGGAGAAGACGAUGGAGAAUUUCUCGGCACUGUUCGGAGCUCAGGCUGACCCACCACCACCUCCAACCGCACUCGGCUUCGGACCAGGAAAGCCUCCACCUCCGCCUCCCCCUCCUCCGGGCGGGGGCCCCGGCACGGCCCCGCCGCCCACUGCGGCCACGGCCCCUCCCGGCGCCGACAAGUCGGCGGCUGGUUGUGGUCCCUUCUAUCUUAUGCGGGAACUUCCAGGUAGCACCGAGCUGACAGGCAGCACCAAUCUGAUCACACACUACAACCUAGAACAUUCCUAUAAUAAAUUCUGUGGGAAGAAGGUGAAGGAGAAGCUAAGUAACUUCCUGCCUGACCUGCCAGGGAUGAUUGAUCUGCCUGGUUCCCAUGAUAACAGCAGCCUCCGCUCUCUCAUUGAGAAACCCCCUAUUCUUGGUGGCUCUUUUAAUCCUAUCACAGGGACCAUGCUGGCUGGCUUCCGCCUCCACACUGGCCCGUUACCGGAGCAGUGUCGUCUGAUGCAUAUUCAGCCUCCCAAGAAGAAGAAUAAGCACAAGCACAAACAGAGCCGUACCCAGGAUCCUGUCCCCCCAGAAACACCAUCUGAUUCUGAUCACAAGAAGAAGAAAAAGAAAAAAGAGGAGGAUCCUGAACGGAAAAGGAAGAAGAAAGAGAAGAAGAAAAAGAAGAACCGACACAGUCCAGACCACCCAGGCGUGGGCAGCUCUCAGGCCAGCAGCAGCAGCAGCCUCCGCUAGCCGGGCUCUGCCGGGAUGGCUUUCCCUGCUGCACGGAGCCUGCUGACAAAAGCCGCCUUCCAGCUUGGACACUGCCGUGGGAGCGUCCCCUGCAACCGGGUUAGGAGCCAGCUCUGACUGUGCUGGGCUAAGAUCAGUGCAUUAGAGGAGAGAAGGGCCAUGCUUUUGUAAGGCUCAGCCCAGUUGGCUUUCUCACGGACAUCUCUUCCUCUCCCAGGAAGGUUUCUUUUCAUCUCUUUUGUGCAGUUGGUCUGAUUUAGGACAUUGUCUGAUCUGUUAGGGUUUUUCUUUAAAAAAAAAAAAAAAUUUGCAUUUAUCAAACUGGCUGAACUGUGGCUGCCUGUUAAAGAGGUAAGUGCCUUUCCAUGUGAGAGUCAGGGUUUAAGCCAGGGCGUUCAAAGAUCUGAGGGGACUUUGGGUCUUACCGUUACAUUAUUAGUAGGCAGGGAGACGACCAAGUGAGACUGGGAACAGGGUGUGCAAGUGAGGCAGAGCUCGCUAAUACGUGUCCACAGCAGACACUUAACACUCUGCCCGUCACGCUGAGAACCAAGCACCUGGAUGACGCUCCACAGGAGGAGCUGAUCCAGUUAAGGCUCAUCUGUCUUCUAGGUCAGUUUUGUGUUAAAACAGAACAGCCAACUGAAAAAGCACCCACAAUCACCAGUGUAUGUCAACAAGGUUGAUUUCCUGGUGAAGCCUGUGAUUUUUUUUUUUUUUUUUAAAUCUCUGGCAAGCAAAGGUAAAUGCUUCUCUUGUCUUUAUAGGAAUCUUUGCCCUGCCUCAUUCCUUAAA